CAGCCAAGUUUGUAGAAUGAAAGGGUCACAGGGAGAAGGAAGUAGGGUCAGAUAGCCUAGCCUGGUCACAAGGUUUGAACAUAGCUGGGACCUAGAUGUAGAGGAAGCAAACUGGUUUCAGGAAGCAAACUGGUUUGGGGAAGCAAAAAAUCAAAAGGCAGUCCUCUUUCUACCCCUCCAUAUGUGCAAUUCUAGACACACUGGGUGGAACUGUUCCCAACACAGCUUGAACCAGUUCACCAAACCUAAGAGCUCUCAGGGAACAAGAAAUCCGAAGGCAUUUGUGAUGGGCAGAAGGUGAAAUCUCAUUAGAAACGUGUUUGCUUCUACAACCCACACCAAGCAGGAUUUUGGCACUUCUGAAGAAUCUCCUCCAGUACCUACAAAAAAAAAAAAAAAAGAUAAAAGUCUGAAGAGGAAGAAAAUGCUUUUUGCUUUUGGUCACAUGUCCUAAGAGCUAAGAGCAAUCGUCUUGAGGUUUUGAAGGUUCUCAAGAGAGAAGGUCUUUAUUUUACAGAAAAUCUGACUACAGAAGGAGAAGUAACAGGAAUAUGUACCAAGAGCUUCUCACAGAGAAGUCAAAAUGGAAAGACCAUUCCUUCAAACAUGAGCAUCACACAUGAGAAGGGAUUUUUUUUUUCUUAUUGUAACUCUGAAGCCUGGGGCUGACAACAUGGGCUCAGAGAACCUCCUGUCUCCUCAACAGCUCUGGCUUAUUUUAAUUGGGUUUUCUCUGCUGUCUUUGGUAGAGACAUAUGGAUUCAGUAAGUGCACGCAGUAUGAAUUGGACAUUCACCAUGUGUUCUGCAUUCGGAAAAAGAUCACCAACUUGACAGAUGCCAUUAGUGACAUACCUGGAUACACCACACACCUCAACUUGACACAGAACCAAAUUCGGGUCCUUCCUUCCCAUAGUUUCACUAGUUUGCCUGCUCUGGUAGACUUGCGACUGGAGUGGAAUUCUAUUUGGAAGAUUGAUGAGAGAGCCUUUUGGGGACUUGAAAACCUAACCCUUUUGAAUUUAGUAGAAAAUAAGAUUCAAAGUGUGAACAACUCCUUUGAGGGCCUGUCCAACUUGGAGACCUUGCUCCUAAGCCACAAUCUAAUUACCUAUAUCCACAAAACUGCCUUUGUCCCUCUUGUCAAAUUGAAACAUUUAAGCCUAUCUCGAAACUUAAUUACCAAUUUUUCCAAUAUUCUUGAAGCAGUCCAGCAUCUUCCCUGCCUGGAAUACCUUGAUCUUACUAACAACAGCAUCAUCUCCUUGAACCACAGUCCCAGGUCAUUGGUGUCCCUGACCCAUCUGAGCCUGCAGGGGAACAAUCUAAGAGAGUUAAAUUUCUCUGCUUUGUCACUGCCAAAUCUGACUACUCUAGAUGUCUCACGGAAUAGCCAUCAAGUCAUCCAGAAUGUGUAUCUGGAAACUCUGCCCCAACUUAGGAGUUUAAAUCUGAGUGGAACACUGGUAAAAUUGGAGAUGCUUCUAGCGAAACACCUGCAGAAUCUGAGGGAAAUGGACCUCAGUAACAGGGAGCUUAGAGGUGGUCACUUAAACUUGGGCACAAUCUGUCACCUCCUCAGAAACUUACCCAUAUUAGAGGUUUUGGUGUUUCAGAAAAAUCCCACUGAUGCAAGGGGCAUAAAGUACCUUGCCAAUUGCACUAGGCUUUUGUCACUUGACCUGAGCCAAAGCAGCAAUCUGGUUCACCUCAAUGACAGUGAGUUUGACAACAUGCCCAGUCUCCAAAGGCUGAAACUAAACAAGUGCCAACUUUCCUUUGUCAGCAACAAGACCUGGAGUUCCCUCCAGAACUUGACGUUCCUAGACCUGAGCCACAAUAAGUUUAAAAGCUUCCCAGAUUUUGCAUUUUCAUCAUUGAGGUGCCUACAAUCUCUCUUUCUCUCUAGAAACCCCAUCACAGAACUCAGUAAUAUGGCCUUUAAUGGGCUAUAUUCAUUGAAAGAGCUCAACUUGGCUGGGUGCUGGAUAGUGACAAUUGACAGAAACUCCUUUGCUCAGUUUCCAAAUUUAGAACUCUUAGACCUUAGAGACAACAAUAUUCGGACUCUAGAGCAUAGAACCUUUCAAUCUCUGAAGAAGCUCCAAGUUCUGAUUCUCUCUCAGAAUCGCCUGAAAGCUAUAGAAAAGAAUGCAUUUUCUGGCCUCACUACUCUACAUAAUCUUGACCUGGCAUUCAAUAGCUUGUUUGGUCUUCAUGCAGGCAUUUUCUUGGGCCUUGAAAAUCUGGAAGUUUUGGAUCUCAGCGUUAACAGAAUUACAUAUGAAUCCGAUAGGACCUUGCUGUUUCCUCCAUUUGUGAACCUCAAAUCUUUGAAACAACUCAACUUAGAAGGACAAAUACAUGGGAUUCAGGUUGUUCCAACCAACUUCUUCCAAGGGCUGAAUAGCUUGCAGGUUCUACUCCUAGGAAAAAAUCCCGCAGUAUUCCUGAGCCACCACCAAUUUGACCACCUGAUCAAUCUGACAAAAUUGGAUAUCUCAGGAACAAAAGCUGGAGACCGAAGUCUUAGUUUAAAUAAUUCCUUAUUUCAAAAACUCAAAAGGCUAAAAAUUCUACGCCUUGAAAAUAACAACUUGGAAUCACUGACUCCUGGCAUGUUCUCUGGCUUAGAAAGUCUUGAGAUCUUGUCUUUAAGAUUCAACAACCUAAAAGUCAUUAAUCAAAGUCAUUUGGAGAAUCUGAAGUCUUUGAAGUUCUUUGAUCUCUAUGGGAACAAACUUGAGUGCAACUGUGACAAUGUAUGGUUCAAGAACUGGUCAAUAAACAUACCAAAUGUCCAUAUCCCCUACCUUCAAAGCUACUCCUGUCAGCAGCCAAAUACCCAGAGUUUGUUUAUAGAUUUUGAUGAUGCUAUGUGUAAUUUUGACCUGGGGAAGGUCUGCUUCUUCUGUUCUUUCAGUCUGGUCCUCACAACCAUGGUCUUCUCUUGGUUCACUGCCAAGAUGACUCCAUCUCUAUGGUAUGGGCUCUACAUAUUUAGAGCCUGGUACCUAGCCAAAUGGCACAGGACAGAGAAGGAGUUCACCUAUGAUGCCUUUGUCUCUUUCACCACUGCUGAUGAGCAAUGGGUAUAUGAACAACUUGUUCCAGCCCUAGAAGAAGGUGGCCAGCCCACCUUUAAGCUCUGUCUUCACCACCGGGACUUUGAACCAGGUAUGGACAUCUUUGAGAACAUCCAGAAUGCCAUAAACACCAGCCGGAAAACUUUGUGUGUGGUCAGUAACCACUAUUUGCACAGUGAAUGGUGUCGGCUUGAAGUACAGCUAGCCAGCAUAAAAAUGUUCUAUGAGCAUGAGGAUGUUAUUAUCUUGAUCUUCUUGGAAGAGAUCCCGAACUAUAAGCUAUCCAGCUACCACCGACUCAGGAAACUUGUGAAUAGGCAGACAUUUAUAACUUGGCCAGACAGCGCCCACGAGAGGCCACUCUUCUGGGCUCGUAUUAGAAAUGCAUUGGGCAACAAAACUGUGGAGAAGGACAAUGCACAGCUAAUCGUGGUUGAGUGACUGGAAGUUUUGUGUCCUCAAAUCCAACAGUAUAAUGUUGCUCAAAAUCUGUGUAGGCUAGUAGUGUGACUAAAUGUACCUGCUGUGCAGGGAGAAGGGCAUGGGUUGCUCACGAUCAUUAAGACCCAGGGCCAUUUGGAUAAUGUCCAUCAGAAACAAGGUCCCACUAUUAAAGAAGUAGACAUCUGGAAGGAACACUUGUUUUAUUAAGAGGAGGGCUUGGAACACCAGUCACCUGAAAGACCAGGAAGGCCCUCAUAUGUGCUUGGGAACAUUGCUCAGCUAGUUUAUCCAAACCAGUUCCUGUCAAGUAGAUUGAACUGUAUCCCUUCUAAGAAUCUGUAACAACAGAAACACCACAUAUAGGGUUCAGUAAAAGUAAAACAAAAAACCAACUAAAACUGUUAGGAUUCUGUUGUACUCUCCUUUAGGGCAUAAGACUCCAGAGGUCAGAUUUUCCUCUAAGUGAGAGGGCAAGAGCUAGAAGAGCCCUAGUUUGGAUAUAGCAAUUUACUUAGUGGAAAGCAGCCUUAAUGAGCUAGCAGAGCAAUGAUGGUCAUAGAAACUAUCAUCCAGCUGGGACAAAGCAGGUUUCAUAGGCAGAGCAGUUUGGGGAGCCAUCUUAAGACAGAGAUGUAGACAGUGGCUAUAUGCUUCAGGCACCAGAUACAAACCUAUUGGAAGCAAUGUUCAGUAUAGGGGCCAUGGCUCUGACAUUAGGCAAAAGUGCUAAAAAUUCUUGUAGGAAGGAAUUUUCUAUGGGAAAUGUGCUACAAAUUCCUCUAGCAAGAGGGACCAUAAGGACCUAGAGAAGACUGGCUUAUAGCGGGAGUAGCAGUGUACUAACACUGCCUUUUUCUGAUUGUCUCUCUAGGAAGGGUUUGUCUUUUGUUGCUGGUGUCCUUCUCCAGUUUUCCCUUUCCUCUAAGGUUAUGGGAGGAUUUUGUUGAGGAAAAGACCCUGAAGAGCAGAAUUUUAUCAGUUGGGGUAACAAGAUGUUUACUUCAAUAGCCUUCUCUGUAACAUAAAUGGUUCCCCUUUAUAAAAAGAGGUGGGCAUGUUUUAUUUAUUUUUUAUUUUAUUAUUUUUUUAUUUCCAAAUCUCAUGCUGAAAUUUGAAUGGUGGGCAUGUUUUAGACAGGACUUAUUUAUGUUGGCAAAAAUAAUCCAAGGGCAUUUGUGUGGGAAAUUUGUGACUCGUUAGCUGGGUGUUUGUAGGUUCAAUAUUACAUUGUAGCAGUAAAUAAUUUGCAGUACAUGGGGCAUGCAAGAAAGAUCAUAUUACUUAAUUUUCUUUAAAUCAAAUGAUAAUCUGAUUUUGAGUCCUUGUUCGGCUAGACUAGUGGAAAAUUCAAUAUCAGUUAUUACUGAGUUCCCCAACUCACCACCUAGCCUCUAGUACUCUUACGUAAAGAAAAACAGUUGGGGCAGUUUCUCCAAUCUUUGGUCCACAUUAAUUACCACUUGUAUGCCCAUUGUCCAAGCUGGAUCCCUGGAGAUUGAGGGCUCUGCUGCUUCUGGGGAAUGAUUAGCACUGAGUUUUGCUGAAAGUGGACACAGCCCUUCCUUCCUGAACUCCUGCCAUGUUGCUGGGGAUGGAGUAUAUCUUGGCUGCCCACCACUCAAGGAAACUGCAGAUCUCUGUUCCUUUCCUUGUCUUGGGUAAUCUUCACCUCUCUGGCUGCUUUAGCCACCCUCUCCCCAGUUGCUCUCUUCUCUCCUCUCCCUACACACCUGGCAUGAUCUCCCCAAUGAACUAAGACAGGAAGAGAGGUUGUAUUCAAACAACCUAAGCCUGCAUGAGAACCCAUUCCUUUUGGAUGAGGGGAGGUAAGUUCUCUUGUCAUGCUUCCUGAUUCUUCCACAGUAGGGAAAACAAAACAUCAACAUCUCUGUAAAUUACCCUGUCAUGAAAUUAAUAAGUGAAAAUGAUUCGAAGACUAAGAUCACUUGGCAACAUGGCCAACAAUGGCAGUCUAAGAUUCCUUGAAACUAAAGUGUGUCAUGUGAGGGACACAUCAGCAUGGAGAGGGUGAUGGUGUGGCCUAGUAGAAAAGUGCACAUAGGUACACAUGUGUCUAGUCUUUCUUGGUAGGAAAGGUGAAAAAUGAAUAUUUUUUUUAAAUUUAUUUUUAUUUCGGCAUAUGAUGGGGGUACAGAUUUUAAGGUUUCAAUAAAAUGAAUAAUUUGAACUAGUGUGGUUUUAGAAAUAAUAAGGUAAUACUGCUGGAAUAGAGACUAAAUUUUAUAUGCAUGUUCUAGGAAACCAGACGAACAGUGUGUUCAUCCAUGUACAUGGGACCAGCUACAUAAAUUGUGGGGCCCAGUGUACAAUGCAAAUGUGGGGGCCACUUGUUCAAAAAUUAUUCAGAAUUUCAGGACAGAGAUGGCAAAGCAUUAAACCAAGCACGGGGACCUUCUGAGUACAGAACUCUCUGUGAGGGUACUGGUCACACAACCAUGAAGAUAGCUCUGCUUGUGAUUAUCACCCAGGGGAAUAUCAGCUUUGCCCAUUGCAAUUUAAAUCUCCAGAUAGGAAACCAGUGGAGAUUUUCCUAAGGAACAUGUCAAUCCAGUAAAGUGAUGAAUAUUUUCUUGAACAAAAUUAUCUCCCCAGCCUCUGAGGUUAUCUAAGGAAAGAAGUAAAAUUGUGGUUGGUAUUAAAAAAGAAAAUACCACCACCCUCACAGAGAAAAUGAUGCUGUUGCCAUUCUUGUUGUUUUAGUCUUGGAAGGGAUUGGGGCUAUAAUUCAAACCCAUUAUACAAGGAGUUUGCAUUAUGUCUUUGUAUGUAUCAAAUAUUUACUUAGCUGGGAUAUAGGGAAAUUCAUUUCAAAGACUAAAUUACUAGAACUCCAGGCCUUUUAAAAUGAAGCCAUUGGGCUUCAUUUCAAAAGAAAAGAUACUUGGAAAUGAUUAUGUAGUUAAUUUCUCUAGCAACCAAUCUGAAGUAACUAGAGAGUUAAAUUGUAACAGAAAAAAAUUUACAUGAGAAGAACAGAAAUUUUCCUGCCAGUAAGGGUAGAAAUAUUAUAUAUUAAGCUUAAUUUAUUAAAAGGAACUGAAAUUUUCUUUCUUGUGAAUACUGAAAAUAAGGGAUAGAAAGCUUUUUGUUAAGAAUUAUUUAUAUGAGGCCCACCUCGAUGAUUUUCAAGCUCAUCUUUCAAACCAGAGUUUCAGUGUCAGUUCUAUGUUUGUGAAAAAGGGGUAAUGUCUCCACUUAUCGAAUAUGUUUCCUUGUAACCACACAUUUGCUCUUAAUAAUAAGAUUUGUGAUUAGCAUUAAAAGGCAGAACCAAAAUGAUUCCUCGUCACUCACAGUGUAGUCUACAGAUGGGCAGCCUCAGCAUCACCCAGGAGCUUGUCAGACAUUCAGAGUCUCAGGCCCACCCCAGACCUACUGAACCAGAAUCUGCCUGUUAAUAAGAUCCCCCGGUGAUUCCUUUGCACAUUAAGUUUGAGAAGCACCAGGUUAAGCAAUGGCCUACAUUGAGGAAGCUCUGAGAAGGUUCUCCUACCUUCAAAUACUAACUCCUUUUAGGGGACACACACAGUGGUCAAAAUCGAAUUGAAUCAUUAAAUGUUCUUUUUAAAAAGUUUCAAUAGAUUUAAGGGUACAAGUGGAUUUUGGUUAGAUGCAGGAAUUGUAUAGUGGUGAUGUCUGGAUUUUCAGUGUACUCAUUACUCAAAUAGUGCACAUUGCAUUGUACCCAACAGAUAAUUUUUCAUGUCUCACCCCACUCCCUCUCCCCCCUUCUGAGUCUCCAAUGUUCAUUAUUCCACUUUGUAUUUGAUUUUCCUUUCUUGAGUUACUUCACUUAGGAUA
Microcebus murinus (gray mouse lemur) is the source of this 7351-nucleotide messenger RNA. Lineage: Eukaryota; Metazoa; Chordata; Mammalia; Primates; Cheirogaleidae. The record is from RefSeq and is a predicted model, not a curated record.